Messenger RNA from Strongylocentrotus purpuratus (purple sea urchin), 904 nucleotides. RefSeq names its product embryonic protein UVS.2-like. Bases 263 to 904 code for a protein of 213 amino acids. Lineage: Eukaryota; Metazoa; Echinodermata; Echinoidea; Camarodonta; Strongylocentrotidae. The transcript has 3 exons. The record is from RefSeq and is a predicted model, not a curated record.
AGGCAUGCAGAGAUGAAAUAGAUCUGUCUUUGUACAGUUCAUAAUAUAUAAUAGAUCUGUUGUAACUAGUCGUGCAAUCUGAUCAUGUUCCUAGGACGUUUCAUGCUGUGAUGUGAAUCCUCCUUACUGGAACUUUAGAGGACGUGUACUUGUGAAUAAGGUCAAGAAUAAAGUUGAAUCAUUUGAGGAAGAAAACCAAAAAGUUCUCUCGAGCCGACGACGGAGCCAGACAAUCGCCUUUGCACCCUGCAACAAUGCGUGCAUGUUCGUUCACAUGGAGAAAUGGAGAGCUAGUCCGAAGCAGCGAUAUAUGCCCACCACCAGCAUCAGUGGAUCACCCUCGGCCCAGGCACGGCAGACAUGGUCAUCAAUGCCUCGGUGGUUACGAUUUCUGUCCAUCGGGUUCAUGAUUCUGUUCGUGUUACCCGAAAAGAUCCAGGCGACAGUGAACAUGAUCAACCAGUGCGGGCGGACUAUCCACUCAGCAGGCGACAUGAUCUUCUCACAGGGCGGGCUCUACUACCCUCCCAACAUCAACUGUACGGUUACCAUAGCAACGCCCAGUGGUGACGGCCGGGUACUCUUACAGCUUCAUGAGAGUGAGCUGAUGUCGGAUGAAGACUGCAGCGAUGACUACCUCGAGAUCAGUGACAUCAGAGCAAGGGAUGACGACGGUAACGAUGUCGACUCUCGGAGGAUAUGCGGUACGACGUCCCCCAUGGAAGUGGCGUCACAGGGCUCCUCUCUCCGCAUCCAUCUGGUCUCGGAUGGGGUCGGGAGUGGGCGUGGCUGGUCCGGGGUCUUCACGAAUGUGUUAUCAGCAGGUAAGCUUCCAUUGGAUAAGGAGGCGGGUUUCAGACAAAGGGAAAAGGGGUCAGAUGUGUAUACGCUUUGGCCUACGUAA